GCCAAAGGACAAGGAGAGAGACUUAGACAAGAAACAGGUGCAACUUUUCAACAAAGAAAGAGAGAAAGUGGAAUAACUCUGCAAAUUCAAAACACGAAUGAGUGAUUUAAAAGCCCAAAACCAAAAAGGAAACCAAGCUGGAGGAAGAAAAGGAGAGUCCGGCCAUGGAGACUGCAGUGGACGAGGAUUAUAGGACAUUCACUAACAUCUCUCUGGCAGACGACACAGGGUCCUGCGCACGCGCAGUGCCUACCGCGCCCCCUGUCGGUCAGUGUGGUCACUUACACACAGGGAGGCGGUGAUGACGUCGUCGACCCCCUAACCCAGCUAACAUCAGCACCACGGAGCCUUCAGUUUGUUUAACGGGUCAUUUUCUUGCUGUAGGUUUGCUGACUGCUUCCUCGCUGAUCAACCCACGGCCCUCUACUACACCUGACUGUGCAUUUUGCAAGUGGACGGUGAAUCUGCAGUCCUGUAUACUAAACAGGAGAACACGCUUUUGGACAUGAACUGCGACAUAGAUGGAGACAUGGAGAACCAGGUGGAGGUGGAGGAGAAGACCAGGUUAAUAAAUCAAGUUCUGGAGCUUCAGCACACACUGGAAGACCUGUCGGCACGAGUCGAUGCAGUCAAGGAGGAGAACCUGAAGUUAAAGUCCGAGAACCAGGUCCUCGGUCAGUACAUCGAGAACCUCAUGUCGGCCUCCAGCGUUUUUCAGACCACUGACACCAAGAGCAAAAGGAAGUGAGCCAUCCACGGAUUAACAACCAGAGAUUCCAGGUCAGAAGCUAGGAGGGGGAAACCCACCGCGAAGACACAAGGGGGUUUGCUUUCUCAGCAGACCUGGGUGUAUUCUGUAAGUGUUUGAGCUCUUUUCCCGGAGUCACAAUUAACAAUUUAACAAUUCAAAACAUAAAACGGACAUUGUUGCCUGUCCAGUUGGCUCAGACAUAGAUACAUUUCAUUUUAGUGUGGCCCAGGUAGACUUUACCCUUUAACUGGCAACAAAAAAAUGCAACCAGAGUUUCUUCUUCAUGCUCUCUGUCCCCGUAGUGUCUGUAAAAUAAUUCUUAGCCAUGUUUUUUGCCUGUUUGUUUUAAUGUUUCAAGACAAUUUUGGACUUUUUCUGUGUUUUUUCCCCAACGUUCUCACAGUGUUCCUGUCCCUACUAUAGGUGGGCUAAAACAAACCAUGAUUUAUCUUAUUUAUUUUUGGAAAGUAUUAUCAGCUGGAUCUGAGUUUUUGGUAGCCCUCUGAUGUUAUUGUCUGUAUUAAGCAUGACUGUGUUCCUCCACUUACAAGCUGGAAAACUUGACAGUGUCACUGAAAAUGAAAAACAACAACAUAUGCUUGGCAUGUAUGAUCAUUACACCUCUGAACUGUUUUAGCCUAACUAAUGAAAUGCUAUGAAUGACUAGUCAUGAAAUGAGGAAGGUAUGGAGAACUUCUUAAUAGUAGGUGAAUACUACUGUAGAUACAUUCAGGUACUGUAUAGAGCUCUGCAACGAUACAGGUAAAAGCACAGAGAAACUAAAAGUUUCGUUUCCUAGCACUCCUUAGAAAAUGUGGGUCCUAUCUAACCGCAGUGAUGUUUGUUAUUUCUUUUAUUUCAUUUUAUUGAUUAAGAUUGAAAUCCCCCAUAACACCAGGUUUUCUUUCUGUACCUGAACACAUUUGCAACCCUUUACAUUUAUUAAGUCAUACCAUGACCGUAAUGCAAGACAGACUGAGUAAGUGAUAAGACAUACCUUGCAUAUGUUUUGGCUUGUGUGCUUCUCCUGUGAUGGGUGAGGAGGGGGCUGAACGACACAGGGAGGAGGUGAGGAGGGACUAAAAGAAAAAAUAAAAUGCUUUCCCCCUUAACAGCAAGAACAAAAGCAGUAGAGGCCUUGAGUGCUAUUGAUCCAUGGUGUGAGGAGGCCUGCAGCACAUAAGGAUGGGUCUGACCGUAAAAUGCGAUGAUGUCCUCACUACAUCAGAGUGGAGGGUGUGUUGUCCGCUGCCUCAGUUAAAGACACGAAAAAAAAGGUUCAAGUGGAUGGGGAAUAUGAAAAGUAAGAUGAACUGAACAAGCUUUUGUUCUCUUUAAAUUUAAUUAUCCAGUAGAGAUUAAUGAUGAAUGAAUUUGGGUGUAAACAAGCGGUGGUUCACUGUAAAAAAAAAAGAAGAAAAAAAGGGAGGAAUUGGUGAUGUUCGGUAGGCUUUAAACUGUAUAUCCUGUAAUCUAUGGAAGUUAUUUUGAUAUUUUUAACAGUUGUACAGCAGUUGAUUCAUUUGUGUCUGACCUGCUAAGUAAGCCCCACCCUAAACACACCCUAGUGACACCCUGCACCUCUGCCUUUUAAACGUGUUUUGUUUUAAUAAAAUCCUGAGAUCA
This is a messenger RNA of Scophthalmus maximus (turbot), 2377 nucleotides long. It is a transcript of the gene scoca, whose product is annotated as short coiled-coil protein a. The transcript has 6 exons. NCBI's taxonomy places the organism in Eukaryota, Metazoa, Chordata, Actinopteri, Pleuronectiformes, Scophthalmidae. The record is from RefSeq and is a predicted model, not a curated record. The coding region runs from base 506 to 748 and encodes 80 amino acids. Gene Ontology annotation, cellular component: trans-Golgi network.